AUGUACAUGCGCCCAGGCGAGCUCACCUUCUACAAAGCCAACCGCGUGGGGGAGCACAGAAUAGAAAACUUCUCCCAUCAGCUCACCUCGGACGUGGAUCACUUCAGCAUCUGCUUCACGGAGGUGCUGUCGGACUCUUUGAAACCGAUGGCCGACUUCCUGGUCUACUCAGUGCUCCUGACCCAGUCGCAGGGGUUGGCCACGCCGCUGACGCUGUAUGCGUGGUUCGCGUGCGCCACCCUGAUCUCCGACAGGGUCAGCCCGUCCUGGGGCGAGCUUGCUGCCACCAAGCAGCACCUGGAGGGGCGCUUCGUCCGCUGCCACGCGCACCUCAUCGAGAGCUGCGAGCAGGUGGCGUUCCUCGGCGGCGAGGAGCCAGAGAAGCACGUGCUGGACUGUACGUUCGACAAGCUCUUGGCCCAUGUCUGGCGAAGCCUGGACCUCUCCUUCAGGGCGGAGGUCGUCACCCAGUAUCUCAAGAAGUACUUCCCAACCGUCAUCGGGCUCUACCUCAUAGCGCGCCCGCUGAGGCUGCGGAGCGCGAGCUCCCCCACCGGCGGCCUCUCGAGCGACCAGGUGGCGCAGUACUUCACUUCCUCGUGGCAGAACCUGACCGUGUUCGCGUCCGCCAUCCAAUUUUUGGUCCUUCGGCAAGCGCUCCUGAACGCCUCGCGCCGGCUGGAGACCCUGAGCGGCUACGCCGGCAGGGUCAGCAGGCUGAUGGGCGGCCUGGAGCAGCGCCCGCCCGUGCUGCAGGAGGAGCUGGAGCUGGCCAGACGGGGGGCGCACCCUCCCGAGCUGCUGGAGGGUCCCACGCUGAAAUUCGAGCACGACCUGAACCUCUGCGUGGAGCCUGGGCAGCGGGUUCUGAUAACCGGGGAGAACGGCUGCGGCAAGUCUAGCCUCUUCCGGGUGAUGAGGCGCCUGUGGCCCCUGGUGGAGGGCAGGAUCACCAUGCCGUCUGGCAAGAUCCACUUCCUCACGCAGGCGAGCUUUGUGCCGGUGGGGACGCUGCGUGACGUGGUCAUCUACCCGCAGUCCAGCAGCGAGAUGCUCUCGCAGGGGCGAACCGACAGGGAGGUGCACGCGUGCCUCAGGUGGGCCUUCGUCUCUCCGCAGGUGAUACGAGACGGGAGGGCGCAACUGGAAUUUUCGGAGAAGCACGGCCGCGUGGUGCGUCCAGAGCUGGGCGACGUAAUGGACUGGCGGAAAGAGCUGUCGCCGGGCCAGAAGCAGAGGCUUGCGUUCGCCAGGCUCUUCUAUCACCGACCCGCCUAUUCGGGGGUUUGUCCACCGCCGACCUAUGCUAUCCUGGACGAGUGCACGAACGGUGUGUCCCCGGACGUCGAGCACGAGCUGUACAGCCGCUGCGCUAAGCUGAAGCUGGGGGUGCUGUCGAUCGCGCACAAGACGGAGCUCAAGCUGUUCCACGACUACGAGCUCCACUACAAUGCCGACGCGCAUGGUUCCUGGACCCUGUCGCAGUGCUCGGAGACCCUGGACAAG
This is a messenger RNA of Prorocentrum cordatum, 1506 nucleotides long. NCBI's taxonomy places the organism in Eukaryota, Dinophyceae, Prorocentrales, Prorocentraceae. The record is from the annotation of a GenBank genome assembly.